CAGAGGUCUACAGGAUGCAGAGGCUGAUUUUCCUCCUGAUAUUGACGCAGUCAUGUGCGCAUAAUCCAGCAUUCAAAGCUCUUCUGUCAGAGAAGGCUCUCGCAGACUUGUCUCAGAUGAUGCCUGUCUGGAUACAAAGCAAAAUGAAGAGCACCGCAAUCCCGGACAUCCAUGGUCAAGUGGACAUUGGGAUCGGCUCGGUGCACUUCGUCCUCUCCCAAAUGCGUGUCGUGCAGUGCAAAAUGGCUGAGCCGUCACUGGUGUUUGUGAAGGGAACAGGAGUGUAUCUGGAGGUCCGUGAGCUCUCAUUGGCUGUUUCUGGCAGAUGGGGAACAAAGUUCGGUAUCAUCACAGACAGCGGCUCAUUUGAUGUGGAGGUCUACAAUAUAUACAUCCGUGUGGUCCUGCGGGUCGGGGAUAAAGACGGUCACCUCUCCGUCAGCACCGACUCCUGCAGUAAUGAUGUAGGAAAUGUCUACAUUCAGUUUCACGGAGGAGCAAGCUACAUCUUCCAGCUAUUUGAAGAUUAUUUCAGUAGAAAGACCUCAGACAUGAUACGUCAGAAGAUUUGUCCAGCAAUCCAACAAGCAGUCAAUAAAAUGGAGACAAUUCUGCAGGAAAGAACUGUGAACAUACUUGUGGAUAAGUAUGUUUAUCUGAGCGUUCCUCUCACCUCCGCCCCGGCUGUGACCAAUCAGAGCUGCAGAUUAGAGGUUAAGGCUGAGUUUUACAGCAGGUGUUCUCCAUCUGAACCUCCAUUCUCCGCCGGUGCGUUUGACCUUCAGUACUCAGACAAACACAUGCUUUCACUGGCUGCAUCUCAGUUUACGGUCAACUCUGCAGCGUUUGCGUAUCUUAGAUCUGGGGCUCUCCAGACCAACAUCACAGAUGACAUGAUACCGAAGCGUUCCCCGCUCCAUCUGAACACCAGCCAGUUUGGGGUCUUCAUCCCACAGCUGCGCACAUUAUACCCCGACAUGAAGAUGCAGGUGUUGUUAUACGCCAGCGACAUGCCGCUGUUCUCCUUCGCUUCAGGCAUCAUAAACAUUCAUGUGAAGAUGGCAGCAAAGUUCUCCGCUGUUAAAGCUGAUGGCGGUCUGGUGCCUCUUUUCACUCUGGAUGUGGACAGCAGAUUCAGCGCAACCGCUCAGAUUAGCAAUAAAAAACUGACCGGAGCUUUCAAAGUGAACAAUAUAACACUGACUGUCGGAUCAUCUGAGAUUGGAGAUUUCAAGACCGACACAAUAGAGCAAGUGUUAGUGAUCGCCGUCAACACAAUUAUCCUGCCACAGCUAAACGCUCGCCUGAGGUCCGGCUUUCUCUUGCCCACGCUGCAGGGAUUUAGUUUGAGUAACUCUCAACUGCUUAUCAGAAAUGGCUUUGUGGUCAUCUUUACCGACAUCAGACUCCCUGAUGGGCUGAAUGCUCUAUAACGGCUAAAAUGUCAACACAAACUACAAGUGCUCGGCAGAACUCUGUCAUUCAUUAGCCACAUGCUUUUGUGUUGUCAUGUUUUGUGUGAACAACCUGCUUAUACGUUUCCCAGUGCUGGGUUGCUGCUGGAAGGGCAUCCACUGCAUAAAACAUAUGCUGGAAUAGUUGGCGGUUCAUUCCGCUGAUGAAUAAGGGACUAAACUGAGGGAGAAUGACUGAACUGCUGUAAUUGGCUGUGUUGUUGUGUCUUGUUUUGUGAGCACACGGCUUUGUUUUGAUUCAACUCCCCCAUCUCAUCCCUUACUGUUACCUGACACAUCUCCAAAUUACCUAGGGAUAACUGACUAUAGUUCCUCUUUCCAGCGACUAGUUCUGGGUAUCAUUUGAACGUUAUCAAUUCUGAUUGCCCUUAUCAAUUUCAUCGAUUCCCAGUUUAGAUUACAAUUUUUAUAUAAAAGAAAACAAAUCGAAAGUCAAAGAUUUCUGUGCCAUUACUUGCAUCUGAUUAAACAAAAACAGCACUGAGCGGAGCGAUCACGCAUAAUGUAGUCUCGCAUAGCCAGAGCUCAGACUAAAGGUAAUUUAGGUAACUUUGGCUGCUUUGAAUGGUCGACUGUGUUAUUUGGCUAACCAAUCAUGUUUUGUUUUGUGUCGUGCCAUGUUUGAAAGGAACUGUCUUCAGUCCAUCACACACCGGCACAUCAUAUAUUCAUGAACGCCUUUAAUAGUUUACAGCAUUGCUGCAUCAAUAUCCUUAAUGAUCCCUCAGCGAAACACCUAGGAAAUCAGUAGGACGUGCGUGUAGAGUCUUUCAUUAUUUAGGUGACACUAAAAUUCACACAGACUGAGAGGACGGAAAGUAUCUGUUCUAGAAAAGCAAGGUUUAGUUCUACAUGUGAAAAUGCACAAAUUAAAAAACUGCCUUUCUCUUACCUUCAUGACAGAAUAGCUGAAGGUUUUAGAAAUGACCUGUUUGUCGACAUCUUGAGCUUGUAUCCAGUGUUUAAAGUCUGCAUGAACCGGAAGCUGUGACUGCUUUUUCCCCCCUGUAUUGUGCUGCAGUUCCUAGAGAAAUGGAAUAUUAAAUGAGAAAACAGUG
Messenger RNA from Danio aesculapii, 2533 nucleotides. It is a transcript of the gene bpifcl, whose product is annotated as BPI fold containing family C, like. NCBI's taxonomy places the organism in Eukaryota, Metazoa, Chordata, Actinopteri, Cypriniformes, Danionidae. The record is from RefSeq and is a predicted model, not a curated record. Bases 15 to 1433 code for a protein of 472 amino acids. Gene Ontology annotation, molecular function: lipid binding. The transcript has 16 exons.